CUUCAUCACAUCAUGUUGCUUGUCACAGCCACCGAUGGACCUGUGUUGUAAUUAAAAAUGUGACGCUUCAGGCAACACUUUGGCCUCCUCCCUAAAAAGAAGAUGAUGCAUGCUGCUGUUGCCCUGGUUACACAGAGUUUUGGAUGGAGACACCGGAAGAGGGCUGGUAGAAAUGAAUGUCGGCUGGUUGAAACAUUGACGUUUAAAACAAAACAGAUAACAGAUUCACCAAAUGAAGUGACAAAAAGCAUUAUGGAACAGUGCACUGAGCUGUCAGCCUGUUUUGUGAAGAAAGCAACCAAGGCAUCCAUCGAUGUCUCUGGUCUGUAUGGCUCUGCUGUCCCUCCUCAUCACUCCGGCACUUGGACAACUAGACUUCAACCGAUUGGACGGUGAUACUGUCUGUCCACCAAUGAGAAGCGGACAAGAUGACCUUCCAGGUUUCGAUCUGAUCACGCAGUUCCAGCUGGACGUGAUCGCUCUAAAAGGUGUGAGGAAGGUGGAUGGCUCCACUUCCCACCAGGUGGCCUACCGCCUCGACAGGGAGGCCAACUUCCAAAUUCCAACCAUGCUGAACUUUCCUCGUGGCUUCCCUGAUGAGUACUCCUUCAUGGCGACCUUCCGCAUGAUCAAGAACACAGUGAACAAGGUGUGGAAUGUCUGGCAAGUAGUGGACGAAGACGGCAACAAACAAGCCGGACUGAGGAUGAAUGGCGACCAGCAGGCUCUGGAGUACUUCCUGAUGGGCGCUGAUGGCAACCUGCAGACCGUUACCUUCCAGGGCCUUUCUGUUCUCUUCAACACCAAGUGGCACAAGGUGAUGAUUGGAGUGGAGCGCGACCAGGUCACUCUAUAUGUUGACUGCCAGCCUGUGGAUCGGAAACCCAUCAAGGGCAAAGGCCCCAUCAACACAGAGGGAGAUACUCUCAUUGGCAGGCUGGAUGCUGAUCCUGACGCCUCCGUAGUGUUUGAACUCCAGUGGAUGUUGAUCCACUGUGAUCCAAAGAGAGCCCAGAGGGAGAGCUGCAACGAGCUGCCUGCCACUGAGAUGUUUGCCAAUGCUGAGCCUGACAGAUCAGUCCAAGGCCCCCCAGGAGCCCCUGGCCCAGAGGGUCCCAGAGGGCCCGCAGGAGAAAAUGGCAGAGAUGGAAGAGAUGGUCUUCCAGGUUCUACUGGCAGUCCAGGUCUUCCUGGCAGCAAAGGGGAGCAGGGGGAGAUCGGUCUUCCUGGACAGAGAGGCCUGCCUGGUCUUCCAGGAACUCCUGGUUCUCCUGGCCUAAUGGGUCCCAGAGGAUCUGUAGGGGAGAGAGGACUUCCUGGCUUUCCUGGACCUGCAGGUCCUCCUGGCCCAGCAACUGAAGGACCAGCUGGACCACCUGGGAAACCAGGAACCCCAGGAGAUGAAGGAAACAUCGGACCUGAGGGUCCACCUGGACCCAGAGGCGGAACCGGCGUCGCAGGGCCCCCUGGCCUUCCUGGUCCACCAGGGCCAGUGGGACCGCCUGGUGCCAGCAAUGAGGGAAGUGGGGAAGCUUGUCCUGCUGCAUGCCCUGCUGGACCGCAGGGACUGGCUGGGCUACCAGGGUUGAAGGGACACAGAGGUUUGACUGGUGAGCCUGGAAAAGAUGGAAAAGAUGGAGAGAAGGGAGAAGCUGGAAAAGACGGUCCUCAGGGGCCACCGGGUCGCAUGGGAGAUGACGGCCAAAGAGGGCCCAUUGGAUUCCCUGGAGCAAUCGGAGAAAAGGGAGACAGAGGUCCUCAUGGUUUCAACGGUGUCCCAGGACCUACCGGCCCACCUGGAGCUCCUGGUGUGGAGGGAAUCCGUGGACGUCAGGGUUUGGAGGGGCCGAAGGGCGACACUGGAGAAGUAGGACCUCAAGGAGAGCAGGGUCCUGCAGGGGAAAAGGGAGACGUUGGCGAGGCUGGUAAAGAUGGCGUGGAUGGAGUUCCUGGAGUUAAUGGAGCCAAGGGAGAGUCUGGUACUCCUGGAGCUGUUGGUGUCAGGGGGAUUGUGGGUAUUCCGGGGCUGCCAGGAAAACAGGGAGUAGUUGGACCCCCUGGUGAAAAGGGAGACACUGGUGCUGAGGGAGCCGUCGGGCCAGUUGGACUUCCUGGAAAGACUGGUGAGCCUGGCAAACCUGGAGAAGAUGGGAAAGCAGGACUUAAAGGAUCAACCGGUGAAACAGGAAAACAAGGUCCAGUGGGGCCUGCAGGUCCUCCAGGCAUCCAGGGUGACAAAGGAGAUAAAGGUGACACUGGUGCCAAGGGAUUGAAGGGUCAUACUGGGCAUAAAGGUGAUCAGGGGCCUAUGGGACCAAUGGGACCACAAGGAAGUCAGGGAGAUCCAGGUCUAACAGGAGACGACGGGGUAAAGGGAGACCAGGGCCCUCCCGGUGUCACUGGAGUCAAAGGAGAGCGUGGAGAAAAGGGCCAAAGAGGAGCUACAGGAGAAGUUGGCAGACCUGGUCAGACGGGCCACGAGGGUUUGGCUGGUCCAAUGGGAGCUCGAGGACUGGAGGGAGAACCAGGCCUUCCUGGAACACCAGGCCCCAGAGGACUACCUGGCCCAAAAGUGAGUGAUGAUAAGCUUCGGGACAUUUGCUCAGCUGUUGUUGAAGAGCAAUUAGCAGAGUUCAUGAAAGAGUUUCUGAAGAAGCCAGCAGCCAUUGGUUCCCCUGGUAUUCCUGGACCGGCUGGACCUCCCGGCCCCCCUGGACAAGCUGGAGAUGCAGGAGCAGCUGGUGUCCCUGGGCCGAUGGGUCCCAAAGGUCAUCCCGGCUUCUUUGGACUUCCAGGAGCGCCAGGCAAUAAAGGUGAUGCUGGUGAAAAGGGAGAUAAGGGAGACAAGGGAGAGGACGGUGUAGGCAUCAAAGGGAGCCCAGGCGCACCAGGUGCACCAGGUAAACCAGGCGCCCCUGGCAUUGGCAAGGAUGGCAAAAAGGGAGAACGUGGUGAGACAGGAAGUCCUGGUGUCACAGGAGCAUCUGGUCCAAGGGGAUCUUCAGGCCCACCUGGGCUUUGUGAUCCAUCCACCUGUAUAAGCAGACUUCCACCUCUCUAUAUGGUCAGUGGAAAGAAGUCUGCCAGCUACAAAAACCCAUGAGACAUCACAGCUCAUUGAAACAGUCCUGAUGUCAUCCUGAGGUGAUCACGUUCAACGGCUUGGCGUGGCGAUCUGGAGAAUUCAAACGUCUCCAUCUGAAUCACGGAUCAAAGAGACACAAAGGGAAACAGAGACAAAGCUCAAUUGUAGAAUACUGUAUAGACAUUUUAACUUGUAUGUGAUUUUAGUGAGAGCUUAUCUAAUGUUCAAAGAUAGCUGCUACUGAAGCCAAAGCAACUUCUUCCAGCUGACGACAGGCGCACACCCCCAUGAGUAGUCCCGUACGGAUCUAUGCAGUUACAACUGCUGACCCCCUACCUUCAGGAAAACAAAUAUUAGCAGUUUGUAAAGUGUAAUAAAAGGUACAUCUCUCUGAUUUCCUCUUUUGCAUGUACUUUUUCAAUCCUUGAAUAAGCUCCUUGAAAACAUUGCUUCUAUUCUUUUAGCUACAUGUAAAACCUACAUCACACCAGACGCCACUUUGAUCACCACUGAUUCUCCACCACAGUCAUGAACCAGUUAGGAACAGAAUUCGGUAAAGUGGAACCAUGUUUUAAGUCUUUUCCUCCAAAGUAAAAACUACAAAAGAAAAAAAAAAUCUUCACAAUAACAUCAUCAAAUUUCUAUUUCAAAGUUCUCAAAUCAUGUGCUUUCUCAUUUAAGAUCAUACAUUUGUUUUGCCCGUUUUUGUCAU
Molecule: messenger RNA, 3797 nt
Organism: Larimichthys crocea (large yellow croaker)
Lineage: Eukaryota; Metazoa; Chordata; Actinopteri; Sciaenidae
Gene: col9a1c
Product: collagen, type IX, alpha 1c
Exons: 38
Coding region: 314-3103 (929 amino acids)
Biological process (GO): extracellular matrix organization
Molecular function (GO): extracellular matrix structural constituent conferring tensile strength
Source: RefSeq, a predicted model, not a curated record